AUGUCGAUCCCCGGCCUGGGUCAGAUUGCCCCUCAGCAACCCACAACCUCCACAACCCGUACCAUCACCCUCCGCCCCUUCUGGGAGUGGCGCUUCGAAGUCCCCCGCAGCAGCAUCCCCACCACCAACGCCGCCAUCAGCGCCAUCGGGCUCGGCGGCGCGGGCGCGGGCGGUGGCGGCGCGACGGUGCGCCUGACCAGCGGCACCGCCGAGCGCGACGGCACCGAGCUCGCCCUCAACCGCACCUACACCUUCCCGCGCAACACCCAGUCCAAGCUGCUCACCUACACGGGCGCCACCCUCGAGGUCUCGGGCGCCUUCGUCGACUCCGUCGCCCAGUACCCGGCCCCGGAGGCCUCGCCCCAGUUGCCGGUGCUCAAUCUGCAUUUUGCGCUGCAGGAGCUGCGCGCUGCGGCCGCGGCGGGGGGGAGUAAUCAUAAUAAUAAUAAUACCAAUGGUGGUGGGGCUCCCGGGCCGCGGGUGAUGAUCUGCGGGGAGAAGGACAGCGGCAAGACGACGGUGGCGCGGACGCUGGCGGCGCUGGCGACGCGGGCGGGCGGGCAGCCGCUGGUCGGAAGCGUCGACCCGCGCGAGGGGAUGCUGGCGCUGCCCGGCACGGUCAGUGCCGCGGUGUUCGGCACGGUCAUGGAUGUUGAGGACCCCGCCGCCGGGUUCGGCGUCAGCGGCACCCCGAGCAGCGGGCCCAGCGCCGUGCCGGUCAAGCUGCCGAUGGUGUACUACGUGGGGAGGGAGAGGGUGGAUGAGGAUGUGCCGUUGUGGAGGGACUUGGUGGGCAAGUUGGGGAGUGCGGUGAGGGAUAAGUUUGCGGCGGAUGAGGUGGUUAGGGAGGCGGGGUUGUUAUUGGAUACGCCCGCGGCGAGCGUGGCUAAGGGGGAUUUGGAGGUCUUGACGCAUGUGGUGAAUGAGUUUGCAGGUGGGUUGUUAGGAGCUGGGCGCACUGCGGGAUGGCAGCUAACAGUGACAGUUAAUAUCGUGGUUGUCCUUGGCUCGGUUGACCUGCACGCUGAGCUACAACGCCGCUUCGAGAAUCAGCGGACGGUACAUGGAGAAGCCAUUACGCUGAUCCUGCUCGACAAGUCCGAUGGCGUGGCAGAACGAGAUAAAGACUUCAUGAAGUUUACUCGCGAAGCUGCUAUUAAGGAGUAUUUUUUCGGCGAUGCCAAGAGGACGCUGAGCCCGUUUACGCAGUCCGUCAGCUUUGACGAUGUGGCUGUCUUCAGGACACCCGACGCCCUCGAGCGUGCCGAAGUCUCAGCAGAGAUGUCCCACUGGACCCUCGCCGUCAUGAACGCCUCAGUAAACGACCCGCCCGAGGUAAUUCGUCAAGCACCAGUCAUGGGAUUUGUGGCCAUCGCAGAUGUGGACGAGGACAGGCGGCGGCUCAAGGUCCUUUCUCCGGUUAGUGGCCGUUUGGGAAACCGGCCGAUGAUAUGGGGCCGAUGGCCCGAGCCGUACAUCAACUUGCUUGGAUAG
Messenger RNA from Chaetomium globosum CBS 148.51, 1494 nucleotides. RefSeq lists its product as uncharacterized. The record is from RefSeq and is a predicted model, not a curated record. Gene Ontology annotation, cellular component: nucleus; mRNA cleavage factor complex. Gene Ontology annotation, molecular function: polynucleotide 5'-hydroxyl-kinase activity. The transcript is spliced from 3 exons. Bases 1 to 1494 code for a protein of 497 amino acids. Gene Ontology annotation, biological process: tRNA splicing, via endonucleolytic cleavage and ligation. NCBI's taxonomy places the organism in Eukaryota, Fungi, Ascomycota, Sordariomycetes, Sordariales, Chaetomiaceae.